CAAAAUUGUACAUAGUUUAAGUUUUAUUUUCUAGUGCAAAUCAACUAUAGGCAAAGCAAAAACGACUUUCAGUGCCCUAGGAGUUCUAUUCUCUUUUUAAUUUUUACAAUUUUGAGCCGAACUAGUGGCAAUAACUUUCUGAACUAAUAAACUUCAACUAGUUCAAUAUAUUUAAUUUGAAACCGAAACGCAUUGUGGGAAGUUUAAAAAUGGCCACUUCGAAAAGUGCAAAUACAUAUAAUCGGCAAAAUUGGGAAGAAGCGGAUUUCCCAAUACUCUGCCAGACAUGUUUAGGAGACAAUCCCUACAUUCGUAUGACUAAAGAAAAGCAUGGAAAAGAAUGUAAAAUAUGUGCUAGACCCUUCACAAUAUUCCGUUGGUGUCCAGGGGCCAGGAUGAGGUUUAAGAAAACAGAAGUCUGUCAGACUUGUAGUAAAGUUAAGAAUAUUUGCCAGACAUGCUUGCUUGAUCUAGAAUAUGGUUUACCUGUACAAGUGAGGGAUGCAGCUUUAAAGAUUGCAGAUGAGAUGCCCAAGUCUGAUGUCAACAAAGAAUACUACACACAGAACAUGGAGCGAGAGAUUGCUCAGACAGAUGGUACUGUUGCUCCAGGGGAGCUUGGGAAAGCAAAAGCUACCAGUGAUAUGUUGCUGAAAUUAGCCAGGACAACGCCAUACUACAAAAGAAAUAGACCACAUAUAUGUUCUUUCUGGGUGAAAGGGGAGUGUAAAAGAGGGGAGGAAUGCCCAUACAGACACGACAAACCCUCUGACCCUGACGAUCCUCUCUCAGACCAGAAUAUCAAAGACAGGUUUUACGGCACAAACGAUCCUGUAGCAGACAAAUUACUGAAGAGAUACACUAGUAUGCCACAGUUAGAUGCACCCGAGGACAGAACUAUAAGUACACUCUAUGUCGGUAAUCUAGGGGAAGAUGUCACAGAAAAAGAUCUGAGGGAUAAUUUCUAUCAGUUUGGUGAAAUCCGCUCAAUAACCUUGGUAACAAGGCAACAGUGUGCAUUCAUUCAAUACACAACAAGGACGUCAGCUGAGGCUGCUGCAGAGGCAACAUUCAACAAGUUGAUCAUGAAAGGUCGGAGGUUAAACAUCAAGUGGGGACGUUCUCAAGCUCAGGGUCAGACUAAGAGGGAAGGAGAGUCAGACCAGGCACAUCUUGAGCCAGUACCUGGAUUACCCUCCAGUCUUCCACAUCCAGAGGAGAUGCAGAACAAUUUCUUCAACUUGAAUGCCCCUCCCCCGAUGUUACCCCCACCCCCAGGAAUGCGACCUAUGAGACCACCCCCUCCACACCCCAGGGGACCCCCGCCACCCAUGAGAGGACCCCCAGGACCUCCAGGUAUGAGACCACCCCCUCCUCCCCCAGGAAUGCUACCCAUGAGGCCUCCCCCUAUGAUGCGACCCCCAGGAUUCAUGCCAAGGAUCCCAAUGCAGACUGUGCACUACCCCUCACAGGACCCCACACGUAUGGGGGCUACAGGAGCUUUAGCUCCACCAGGGACUACAAAGUGAAAUUAUGGGAUAUGAAAUCGUCAAGGGGCUGCAUGUUUAAAAACAUGGUCUUCUCUGGAUAUUUUUUGUAAACUAAACAAUAUAGGAUUAUGAAGGUGUUAUGGAACACGAUUCAUUGUAUUUUGAAUUGAAACAAUCAAUGCAUUAGCAAAUAAAAUAAAACAAAAAAUUAUGUGUCUUGUA
Owenia fusiformis is the source of this 1712-nucleotide messenger RNA. The record is from the annotation of a GenBank genome assembly. NCBI's taxonomy places the organism in Eukaryota, Metazoa, Annelida, Polychaeta, Sabellida, Oweniidae.